This is a messenger RNA of Knipowitschia caucasica, 213 nucleotides long. The record is from the annotation of a GenBank genome assembly. Lineage: Eukaryota; Metazoa; Chordata; Actinopteri; Gobiiformes; Gobiidae.
AUGCUAGCUCUGUGCUGGGCAACUGAUAAGACUGCUGUUUCCAGAGAGUUGAAGAUGUCUUCAGACGAAGACAGGGCCAAGGAGAUACUGAAGGGCUUCAAACUGUAUCCUUCUGCUGUGAGGCUGAGUGUGAGUCCCCGGUGUACCGUGUGCGGUGUGCGGCUCUGGGACAGAUGGAGCCCGGACAGGAGCCUGGUUAGCCGCUUGGACUAG